Dinoponera quadriceps is the source of this 1397-nucleotide messenger RNA. RefSeq lists its product as uncharacterized. Bases 289 to 1188 code for a protein of 299 amino acids. NCBI's taxonomy places the organism in Eukaryota, Metazoa, Arthropoda, Insecta, Hymenoptera, Formicidae. The record is from RefSeq and is a predicted model, not a curated record. The transcript is spliced from 6 exons.
UCCUCAGUUUGCUCGCGUCCGAGCUUGCGUGAAGUCGUCUCGCGCGUUUUCGCCGCACGUUGCGCCUUCAAGAAGCAUCCCUCUUACCUUCAACCCUCUAUCUCUCCUGCCAGUCACCGUAUCAUCCACAUCCUUUUUUCGCGUCGUGUAAGUUAGGUCGGUGUUCCUAGCGGAAAAACAUUUCUGAGAGAGUGCUCAUGCGGGACAGUGAGUGAUAAGUGAGCGAGAGGUGAUUUCCGGGGUUGGAUCUAUUUUUGAGGUGAAUCUCUUGAGAAUUUUCGUGGAUGGAUGAUCAUGACGACGAGAUAUUGGAUGCUAUUAAUGUCGUGUUUGCUGAUAAUCGGCUGCAUUCCAGAGUCACAGCAGCUCGUUAUAAAGAGUGUCCAAGUGCCAGCCAUGGUCAAAGUCGGUGAGGUUGAUUAUGUGAUCCUCGACUGCGAUUACGAGUUACAGAACACGUCGGCGCACGGGCUGGUGGUCAAGUGGUUCUUCGAGAGCGACAAGUUGGUGUAUCAGUGGAUUCACGGACUAGAUCCUUUGGCCGCCGAGCCGGCUGAAAAGUACGUCGAUCUUACUUACAGAGCCAGCGACGAUCCUUACACUGAAUAUCGAGCGAUGAAACUGAACAAGCCAGGAAUUGAUCUCACCGGUGAAUACACAUGCGUGAUAUCAACUUUCGAAGACGAGAAGACGGAAAAUGCCACCAUGGUGAUUUAUGCAACGGGGGAAAUUUUCAACUUUAACUAUACGAGGAAGACUAUAAAGGACGACAAAGACGGCCUGGAAGCGACGUGCAUGGCCAAGGGACUUUAUCCGCUGCCGACUCUCGAUAUCUCGGUCGUAGAUGUUCCAGAUAAGCAAGCAACGAAGCCCAUAGUGACACAGCGGGAAGAUGGACUCUACGAUAUCCUGUCGCGGAUAGAAUUAUUGGACGAGGAGUUACCGGAAGCAACUGCGACCCUCGAGUGCAUCCUUGGCAUCCCCAGAGCAAACUACAGAGUGUCCCGAAUGACCGACUACAACUCGGGAACGGCUACAACCACUUCCGCUACAGCGAUUUCGCAGCAUGAAAUGGAUGUUCAGGCCUUAGACAACUCGAAUCACGGUGGCGGUAACUUCAUUGAUCACACGUCCGUCGAUUUUCUCCUGUUGCUGAUACAUCUGUUUCUUUUCAUCCUAUCUCAUUAAUAAUUAAUAUACGUUUGAUAGGUAAGAUUGGACGGCUGAUUGUGCUCGAUCAUUGGUGUCUCAACUUGGUUUUCAAGAAAAGCCAACUUUAAUUCGUGAAUAGCUUGUUCUUGCUCGAUCGUGUUUUUUUUUUUCAAAAACAAUUACAGCUCUUCUGUUACAGAGUUCUUUGUAAUUCUAAAAAAUCUCGAAAUACAAUUAAAAUCACA